Messenger RNA from Gordionus sp. m RMFG-2023, 1096 nucleotides. RefSeq lists its product as uncharacterized. The transcript is spliced from 3 exons. The record is from RefSeq and is a predicted model, not a curated record. The coding region runs from base 105 to 965 and encodes 286 amino acids. Lineage: Eukaryota; Metazoa; Nematomorpha; Gordioida; Chordodea; Parachordodidae.
AUUACAUAUUAAAAUUAUUGGUUCGGUUAUUUCUUUUCAUCAUCAUCUUUGAUCAAUGAUUUGCGCAGAUUAAUUACAAUAAAAAGACAUUUUAGAUAGUGCACAUGAAAUAUUCGGGACAAACUAUGCACCAUUCCUCCACUAUUCCAACCAUGAGAUUGAUAUUUUCUUUUUCCCCAUCUCGAAUCUCUUCCAGUUCUGCGAGGUAUGAAAAUUUUUUCGCCAUGGCAGCUAAACCAUCGAUCGCGUAUAAAUACGCGGCUACCUUAUCUCCUACCACCCUUUAUAGUCUAUCUACUACUAAACGUUUCGCGUCGGACAUUAAACAGAUUGUGACGGAUCCAGAAAAUUCUAGAAAUCUGCAGAAUUAUAGGAUCUCUAAAGAGGAAUUCGAAGGUAUAGAACGAGAUCAUUCCAUCAUCAAGAUUAUAGUGGGGAUAGUGGUUCUGAUGCUAAGUUUUUUCAUAACGGUGGCCUUGAUCUAUUUAGUGAGAACGUGCAAAUCCAAAAUAUUAUCGUUGCUUUCACACACCCUGGGAUGCAGCUUGGUAGAUAGUUACCGUCCUACCCUUCAGAUCAACAAAAAAGGUUAUGGCGGCCAUUUCGGAGGAGGUUAUAACCCCCCGGUUACAGUUGAACUGCCCUUAACGGACGAUUCGUCACCGAUUAAGACCAGAUCCAUAAAAUCUCCCAAAGCGCACCCGAGAUUUGUGAAUAAACUCUCCCAAAAUAGUGAUCACGUUGAUGUUUACGCGACAAAAGAUGACAAUAUGGCUAACGUUGAAGCCAAAGGAUGGGACAAAAUUUUCGCCAUGAAAGAUAGAUUGGCUGAGUUAGCCGCAUUAGAGGAUUCUUGGGUGAUGGAGGAAAAGGAAGCAGGUUGGUGUCCAGCUUCAAAUAAUUUAACGGUUCCCAUCAUGAUUGUCAUCAAUAGUCCUAAUGGAACCAAAAAACGAAUUAAUUAAUAAAAAAUGUUCAAAAAAUUAAUCCUUAAAAAACAAGGCUUCCAAUUUCAUUUUUUUCCAGGUCUUCUCUUGUAUCCAUUUUUUUUUCUCCCAUAAUCUUCCCUAUGACACACCCAUCUAACGUUGAAAUA